Molecule: messenger RNA, 1056 nt
Organism: Phycomyces blakesleeanus NRRL 1555(-)
Lineage: Eukaryota; Fungi; Mucoromycota; Mucoromycetes; Mucorales; Phycomycetaceae
Exons: 2
Molecular function (GO): protein binding
Source: RefSeq, a predicted model, not a curated record
CAACAGACUAGCAAGGAACAUGCUCCUUUGACUUUCGCGUACGUUAACCAGCCAGAAAGUGAAGAACCCCGGGGCGAAUCUCCACACAUGGAGGACAAUUCCUUUUCUGAUUUCAUUUUGGCUAAUCCCCACCUUUAUAAACUCGAAGUUUCUUGCAAGAACGGCUGCAAUGAACACAACACCGAGUCGAUCUUCCCAACCGAACAAAAUCAUAAUCAGCAAAAACGAAAAGGCUCCACAGAUAGCAUAGUGGUUGCUACUUCGGUUGACGAACCAUGUCAAGUUUGCCAAAAGAAUAAGCGACUGUCCUUGGUCCGAAAGAAUCUAGUCGAAGAUCUGGCUUAUAUUGACCAGAAAUAUUACCCUGACGUUGUUCACUAUGACACACAUGAAGAUAUUACGGAAAACGAAGCGGUACACAUGGACGAUGAUGACCAACAAGUCGAAGAGUGGUCUAAACUUACAAUUGGAGACAUAACUCCAAAAGGACGCAGGCCAAGACGGCUAACAGGAUCUAGGAUGUCAGUAAACCUGUCUGGAAAAUCGCUUGUGAAACUUAGUCCUAGUAUUGGCUUUCUUGACAAUCUCACAAAGUUAAACCUGUCACAUAAUCAUAUGACGAGUCUACCACUAGAAAUCGGCUACUUAAAGAACCUACGAGUCUUGAAUGCUGCACACAACCAGCUUCAAGCACUUCCUGACACAAUUGCUUAUCUUUCAAGACUAAAGGCUAUUAAUGUUGGAUACAACGAACUUGCCUUAAUUCCAUCGUUUAUCGGCCGUCUCUCAAAGAUAGUCGCAAUCAUCGUCAACAACAAUCUACUCACUGAAAUUCCCAAAGAACUCGGCAACCUAAAUGACCUCAUCUCUCUUAAUGUAUCCCAUAACCCUCUGAAAAGUAUUCCUGCCGAAAUCGCGGCCCUUAAAUCACUUCGUAAAUUACAUGCAGAAGGAUGUUCAUUUGUGACAGAAUUUGUUCACAAUCUAGCAUCCAACCCUCCUUCCCUCUUAGAGACCUGCGCCCGGAUUGCUGUGCGAAACGGCCUCCCUGUUCCU